Messenger RNA from Pseudomyrmex gracilis, 914 nucleotides. RefSeq names its product lysozyme-like. Lineage: Eukaryota; Metazoa; Arthropoda; Insecta; Hymenoptera; Formicidae. The record is from RefSeq and is a predicted model, not a curated record. The transcript has 4 exons. Gene Ontology annotation, molecular function: lysozyme activity. Bases 125 to 589 code for a protein of 154 amino acids.
GAUCGUCAUAUAUAAGAAAGCAAUCGCCGUAGACGACUCGAUACCGCGGAAUCUUGCGUUAGCCAACGAGCACAGUGAUAAACGUUGGCUCUUUGUGGAUCAUCAUCAGCAGCAACAUCCCAAAAUGUUCGCGAGAUUUUUGUGGGCUGUCGCGGCGACAGUCGCGCUAUUCUGCGUUUAUUCUUACGCUCAGUUAGAAGUUCCGCCUGGAGCUGUGUCUCGAGCCUGCAUAGGCUGUAUAUGUGAAGUCAGCUCGGGAUGUAACACCACUAUCGGAUGUUCGGAGUCGGUAUGCGGACCGUUCGCCAUAACGUGGGGCUAUUGGGCUGACGCCGGUAAGCCGACCUUAAACGGCGAGCCAAGCACCAGCAGUGACGCUUACCCUCGAUGUGUUAACGAUCCCUACUGCGCCGCUCGUGCUAUACAAGGCUACAUGGCUAAAUAUGCUCAGGAUUGCACCGGUAAUGGGGUGGUAGACUGCGAAGAUUAUCUGCGUGUUCAUCGACUCGGUGCGGGCGCCUGCACCGGCACAUUAAAUUCGAAAUACGAGAACAAGUUCAAGUUGUGUGUGCGAACGUUUGGACAAUAAUUAUCAGCCAAAUUCCCGUAGCAUAAAAUAUCCGAAACAACUCAUUUUCUAUCAUAUUUAUCAGAUAUUCAGAUGAUAAUCGUCUUUCAAUUCUCUUAUUGAUACAUUGUGAUCUACAUUAAUUCUUUUUUUGUACGCUCGUCUAUAUUUUAUAAUUAUAAAGAAAGAUACAGAGUGCUUUCCAGCAAAACACAGUGUAACACAAUGUCCAUUAGUGUAGAAAGAGUAUAUCGGUGUGUCUCACUCACAUUAGUAGACACUGUGUUAUACGGUGUCUUGCUAAAAAGUACCCAAGUAUUGAUAAGUAUAGGUUGAUAUAAAUAUA